Messenger RNA from Pseudophryne corroboree (corroboree frog), 16140 nucleotides. RefSeq names its product bridge-like lipid transfer protein family member 1 (gene BLTP1). The record is from RefSeq and is a predicted model, not a curated record. The transcript has 87 exons. The coding region runs from base 177 to 15431 and encodes 5084 amino acids. NCBI's taxonomy places the organism in Eukaryota, Metazoa, Chordata, Amphibia, Anura, Myobatrachidae. Gene Ontology annotation, biological process: synaptic vesicle endocytosis.
CCCGCCUCCAGUGAUGUCACGUUACCGGAGAGUGUGUCGACUCGUUAUACGCUGAGCAAGAUGGCGACGGAGGCUGGCUGUCAGGGCCGGGUGCGGCGGUGAUCCGAGCUGUACAGCGGGGAAUGAGGGGAAGGAGGACUCACCCAGACCGGCAGUGAGUCAAAAGACUGCUGGAAAUGGAGCAUAAGAAUAAUGAGAGCUUUGUCCCAUCUAUUACUGAGCUGGAAGGAUAUCUCACUGAACAUAACUCCAAUGUAGUAUGGCUGCUUGUUGCUACCAUUUUGUCCUGCGGAUGGAUUAUUUAUCUAACUUAUUACAAUUCUAGGAAUGUAGGACUCAUUUUAACACUGGUAAUAAACAGAUUGUACAAACAUGGAUACAUCCACAUUGGAUCAUUUUCCUUCUCCGUCCUUUCUGGAAAGAUCAUGCUACGUGAAAUCUACUAUAUUACCGAAGACAUGUCAAUUAGAAUACAAGAUGGAUUUAUUAUAUUUCGUUGGUGGAAAAUGUACAACCCAAAACAAAAACAACAUGAUCCCAAAGCAGAAACCAGACUAUACAUUACAGUGAAUGAUUUUGAGUUCCAUGUUUACAAUCGCUCUGAUCUUUAUGGACACCUUGAGGAGAUUUUUGGCUUAGACCCAACAAUAUUUCCUCCCAGGAAAGAAGAUGAUAAGGUUCGGGAGAAUGGAAAAGAAAAAGUGCAAUCUGAACUUGAAAGUGGAAAAGUUAAAACAGAAUCUCCAGAUCCGUCCUCAUCUUGGAGAUCUCUCAUACCAGUAAUUAAAGUCAAUAUUAGCACAGGACGCUUGGCCUUUGGAAAUCAUUACCAGCCUCAAACCUUGUGUGUAAAUUUUGAUGAUGCUUUCCUCACAUAUACCACAAAGCCCCCAUCAAGUCAUCUGGACCAGUUCAUGCACAUCCUGAAAGGCAAACUGGAGAAUGUCAGAGUGAUGCUGGUCCCCAGUCCGAGAUAUGUCGGUCUUCAGAAUGAUGAGCCUCCGAGACUCAUGGGAGAAGGAUUUGUGGUCAUGCAGUCUAAUGAUGUUGACAUCUACUACUACAUGGAUGAGCCAGGGCUUGUCCAGGAAGAUCCUGGGGAAAAUGUAGAAGGAGAAAGCAACACAGAAGAUGCAAAGCUGCAAGACUUGCCACCUUGUUGGGGAUUAGACAUAGUCUGUGGAAAAGGAACAGAUUUUAACUAUGGGCCAUGGGCAGACAGACAGAGGGAAUGCUUGUGGAAAUUUUUCUUCCCGCCAGAUUAUCAGGUUUUGAAAGUUUCAGAUAUCCCGCAGCCUGGGAAACCUCGGCAGAUCCAGGCAUUUGAAUUAAGAAUGAACAUCAUUGCAAAUGCUACAAUUGAUCUGCUUUUUACCAAAAACAAGGAAACAAAUGCUGUGCAUGUGAAUGUGUGGGCAGGAUCUUAUUUGGAAGUAAACAUCCCUCUGAUCGUCACUGACACUGGCUAUUCAACCACAAUUAAAGGACAGCUGUUACAUGUUGAUACAACCACUAGUAUGCAGUUUAGGACACUUCUUGAAGCCGAAAUGCUUGCAUUUCAUAUUAAUGCCAGCUACCCUAGGGUGUGGAAUAUGCCCCAGACGUGGCAAUGUGAGCUUGAAGUUUACAAGGCAACGUACCACUUUAUAUUUGCUCAGAAAAACUUUUUCACAGAUCUGAUUCAAGACUGGUCCAGUGACAGUGCACCAGAUCUGUAUUCAUUUGUCCCGUAUACUUGGAACCUAAAGAUUAUGUUUCAUCAGUUUGAAAUGAUCUGGGCAGCAAAUCAACACAACUGGAUAGAUUGCUCAACUAAGCAGCAAGAAAAUGUGUAUCUGGCUGCCUGUGGAGAAACAUUAAACAUUGAUUUUGCACUGCCAUUUACUGAUUUUAUACCAACUACGUGCAAUACCAGAUUUUCCCUCAGAGGAGGAGAUGUGGACCUCCAUUUGUUUUUACCUGACUGCCAUCCCAGUAAAUACUCACUGCUUACAUUGGUGAAAGAUUGUCAUCUAAGCAAAACUGGCCCCGACUCCUGCAGCUCAGCAGAAAACCACAGCGGCCAGAAGCACUGCAAACCAAAGUGGAGAAAUGUAACACAGGCAGGGCCCGGGUGGGUAGAGUGCUGGACUGUCCCAUCUGUAAUGUUAAUCAUCGACUAUACCUGGCAUCCAAUUUAUUCCCAAAAGACGGAUCAGCAACUGAAACAGUCAUUGUCAGAAAUGGAGGAAUCUAUGCUGUCAAUGCUGCGGCCUUGUCAGAGAACAUCAGAGAGAGUUACAUCUCCCACUGCUUCUAACCGACCUACUGUGGAUCCCUCAGAACUGCCGCCAGAUAAGCUGCAUGUUGAGCUGGAGCUAUCACCUGACUCGCAAGUAGUUUUUUAUGGACCCAUCCUAAUGGCUUUCCUCUCCAUAAAGGAAAACUACUUUGGAGAAGAUGACAUGUACACUGACUUUGAAGAAGUCAUCGCCAGCCCUGUGUUGUCAAUGUCCACAUCCUCCAGCUCUGGCUGGACUUCAGUAGGGAUGGAGAACGACAAGAGGGACCGUGAUCAGGCAGCUAAAUCCAUCCAUCCACUCACACUGAGGCCAUGGGAUAUUACUGUAUUGAUUAACGUGUACAAAGUCCAUGCCAAACUACCAGUACACUGUGGCAAUGAUGGACCAGAAUGCCCAACUGUGUUUCUAGAGAGACUCUGCUUUGAGAUGAAGAAAACCUACAGAGAGACAUCGCUCCAGCUUGUGCUGUCCCCUGUGUACAUUUUUGUGAAUGACAACUAUCAGAGGCCGGCAGUAGAUGGGAUGCUCCGAGAAGGGCACAUUAGCCUCUCUGGAUUACAGCUCCGUGCACAUGCAAUGUUCUCUGCAGAAGGUCUACCUCUAGGUACUGAUACUAUGGAAUAUGCGUGGCUGAUUGAUGUGCAGGCCUGUUCUCUUACUGCCAUGGUCACUGCACCGCAACUGGCGUGCCUGCUGGACUGGGGGCAGACCUUUAUGUUCCAUGUCAUGUGUAAUGAGUUCCAGUUGGAGAGGCCAAAGUCUGUGGUGAUCUGCCAGCAUGGUAUUGAUCGGCGAUUUUGUAAUGCUAAGCUGUGCUGUUACCCAGGACCGUGUCUACCUGCUGAUGAUUUGAAAUAUCGGAUGACUCGUCUAUCAGCUGAUGGGGCAGAUAUUUACCUUGUGGAUCAUGGCUGCGCUACAAACAUUAAAAUGGGUGCUAUUCGACUGGCAAAUUGCAAUCUCCAUAAUCAAGCUGUAGGUGAAGGCAUCAGUGCAGCUAUCCAGGAUGUACAGCUGAGACAAUACAUUGAGCAGUUGGACAGUAGCAGAUCGGGACUCCAGCCUGCAGUGUUACGCAGAGCCUACUGGCUGGAAACAGGCUCUGUGAUGUUAGGGCUCAUCACAGCAGAUAUAGCACUAGCUGCUGAUCAUUCUUCCAAACAUGAGGUGCAAAGGCAUUUUUUAGAAACUCAUGACAAUAGGACUAGAAGGUUGUGGUUCCUGUGGCCUGAUGACACUCCGAAAAAUAAGAGAAUCAGGAACAAGUGUGGCUGUCUGGGAGGCUGCAGGUUCUUUGGUGGCACUGCAACAGGAAUUGACUUUUUCCGGCUGGAGGAGCUGACUCCAUCUAGCAGCUCCGCUUUUUCCAACACCAGUGUAGAGUCAGAUAUGUUUUAUGGACAAUCUUUAUUGCAACCCACUGAAUGGAUUAUAACUAAAGAGACACAGAAAACCAUGGAAGUUAAGGCAAAUGUGCCUAGAAGAAAAGAAUGGGACUCCAGAUCUGUGGUGAUAGAGAUUGAAAGAAAAGCACAGCACCUGAGUCUCCAGGUUCCACUACGUUCUCACAGCUCCUCUUCCUCUGAGGAGAACAGCAGUUGCAGUGCUGCACUCCCCCUACUGGCAGGUGAGAAAGACAGUCCAACUUCUGUCGCCGAGGACGGCCUAAUACAAGUCGAUUAUCCACCGAGGGCAAAGUCUCAGGAAUCCCAUGGAAGUGUUCCAGUUGAAGCAUCCAGGAGUAGUCCUGUUUCUCCAAACUCUCAGGACAGACCUGCUGUCCACUCUCCACUCCGUUCUCCUCUGAAACGUCAGGCAUCAGUAUGUUCAACAAGACUUGGCAGCACAAAGAGUCUCUCCGCAGCCUUCUAUGUGGACAAGCCACCAGGUCCUGUUGGAGUUCAGUUUAGUAGCGAUGUCUCGCGCAGUGAUGAGAACGUCCUGGAUUCUCCAAAGCAAAGGAGAAGUUUUGGCUCCUUUCCAUACACUCCAUCAGCAGAUUCUAACUCUUUCCACCAAUACCGUUCGAUGGACUCUAGUAUGUCAAUGGCAGAUAGUGAAGCUUAUUUUUCUGCAGCUGAGGAGUUUGAACCCAUAAGUAGUGAUGAAGGCCCUGGUACAUAUCCUGGGAGAAAAAGACGAAAAAAGCAGACUCAAAAAAUUGAUUACAGCAGAGGUUCUAUUUACCAUAGUGUAGAAGGUCCUUUGACUGCUACUGUUCAUGGGGAGGCCAGGCUAGAUCCAAGGACACUGCCGAUCAGAACUCAUGCUUCUCAGGCUUCAUUUGUCUCUGCACUAGGUGGGGAAGAGGAGCCGUUGGAACAUAAAUACCCAAUAGAAAUUGAGAAGCGCACAGAAAAUGACCAAACUAGUCAGCAACCUAUAAUGUCCUGUUACCAGAACUACCUGAGUCAAUUCCAGGUAUUUAACUGGUCUGUAAAGCAUCCAACAAAUAAAAGGACUUCAAAAUCAUCCCUGCAUCGACCAUUAGAUUUGGACACGCCAACCAGCGAAGAAAGCUCAACUUCUUAUGAACAGCUCUGUGUUCCAACUUUCAAGGUUGUGAAACAAGGUUUAUCAGCCAAUGCCUUACUGGACAGAGGGAUGCAGCUUAUGGGCACCUCCUCCAGUACCCCAUACACUCCCCUGGAGAAGAAAGCCACAGAAAACACAGAUGACGAGACGCUAACAGAAGAGUGGACUCUAGAUCAGCCUGUUUCUCACACACGGACAACAGCCAUUGUGGAAGUAAAAGGAACAGUAGACGUUGUUCUUAGUCCCCUUGUAGCAGAAGCAUUAGACAGGUAUAUAGAGGCAAUGGUACAUUUCACCAGCACGAGACAUCCGGCUGCGAUUGUUGAUGACCUACACACGAAGGUGCUAAAAGAAGCUGUACAGAACAGCAAAACCACUUUUUCCGAAAAUCAGUCUUCAAAACCAGAUAAUAAACUAUCCAAACCUGAGAAUGAUGUUAAAGGAAGCACUAAUCAAACACAGACCAAAACUGCAGUUACCCAGGAUAAUGUGAAAAUCAAGGGACUCCAAGCUAAUGUCUCAAUACCCAAGGUGAAUCUAUGCUUGUUACAAGCGUCAAUUGAGGAGUCUUCCAACGCAGCUGCAAGUAAAAGUGUCACUCACGUAUCUUUAAUUGCCCUAUGCUUUGAUAGAAUUGCCACACAAGUCCGUAUGAACAGGGGGGUGGUUGAAGAGACACCAAACAACCCCGACACUGGCCGACCAUCAGUAAAUUUUGAGAAAUAUGCCAACGCCACCAAGAUGCAGCCACAGUCUUCAGGAUCAUUAAGGUCAAAUGCUGGGGCUGAGAAAGGGAAAGAAAUUGCUGCAAAGUUAAACGUGCAUCGGGUACACGGUCAGCUCAGAGGUUUAGAUACUUCAGACAUGGGAACUUGUGCAAUCACGACUAUUCCCUUUGAGAAAUCAAAGGUUCUCUUCACCCUUGAAGAAUUAGAUGAUUUUACGUUUGUGGAUGAAACUGAGCAGCCUCCAGCAACUGAUGUAACACGCAUUGGUCCAAGCCAAGAAAAGUGGGGAUGGAUAAUGUUUGAAUGUGGAAUAGAAAAUCUUGUUGUUAAAGGUGGGCGGCAGUCUGGUGCUAUUUUAUACAACUCUUUUGGCAUGAUGGGGACAUCUAGCACCAAUGAGCGUAGUGGACUGCUAAAGUCUAAUGACUCCUCUGAUUCACCAACUGGAAGUGGCUACAGCACUGAUGUAUCUGACGAUAACAUUCCAUGUGAUGGUGUAAGUCCAUCUUCAGAUAUCAAUGGAAACUCAGUGUCUGAAGAACAGGAUGAAGGUGUUGAGUCAGAUGAUUUGAAAAAAGAGCUUCCGCUGAUGCCUCCUCCUCCAGACUCAAGCAGCAUGAAGCUCACUAUUAAGGAGAUUUGGUUUAGUUUUGCAGCCCCCACAAAUGUACGAUCUCCAGCUCUUACAUUUUCCAGGCAAUUAAACCUCCUUAGCACUGCGACUCCAGCAGUUGGUGCAUGGUUGGUCCCAAUUGACCAGUUAAAAUCCUCUCUGAACAAGCUGGAGACGGAGGGAACGCUAAGAGUCUGUGCUGUCAUGGGCUGUAUCAUGACUGAAGCAUUAGAGAAUAAAAGUAUUCACUUUCCUCUGCGGAGUAAGUACAAUAGGCUCACUAAACAAGCACGCUUCCUACAAGAGAAUCCAUCCUGUCUACUCUGUAACUUACUACAUCACUACUUACAUCAAGCCAAUUAUUCAACCAUUGAAGACGCCACAUUAAGUGAUGGCCUCCCUGCCCUAGUCACAUUAAAGAAGGGGCUUGUUGCUCUUGCCAGGCAAUGGAUGAAUUUUAUUGUUGUUACACCUGCCUUUAAAGGGGUUCGCUUGCUCAGACCGGCCCAGACGCUGAAGCCACAUAACACAGUUAGGAGAGACGAGGACGAUUUGAAUGGGUUAGAGAAUGGAGGAGCUUUGCAAAGUGACACCAGUGCAGAUGGAGCAGAGUUCGAGUUUGAUGCAGCGACUAUCAGUGAACAUACCAUGCUGCUAGAAGGGACCAAUACCCGGCCUCCCCCUACAGGCGUUUCUUCUGGGCCUGUCAGUGGGGCUGAAAUUAUGAGGAAGCUAUCCAAAUCUCAUGCCCACAGUGAUUCUGCUCUGAAGAUUAAAGGGUCCCACCCAUACCAAUCUUUAAGUUACACCAGUGGAGACACAGCAAAUGAUUCUCCUGCACACAUUAGCAGGUCUGGAAUGCCUGUAAAAGAAAGUCCAAGGAAAGAAAGUCUUCUAAGCUACCUGACUGGGAGUUUCCCUAGCCUACAUAACCUCCUGGAGGGGACUCCACAACGAAAUGCUACAGCUGUUAAAAGCAGUUCUCUAACAAGGACAGGGAAUCCUGUGGCCACAGAAAUGUUGUCAGAACAUCCUUUAUUGUCUGAACCAUCCUCUGUGAGCUUCUAUAACUGGAUGUCAAAUGCAGUGGGUAAUAGAGGCAGUGUGGUACACGAGUCACCCCUGAUCAAGUCUGGAAACAACAGCCUUCCAACAGGAACUACACAUAACCUGCCUACCAUCCCCUCUGCUUCUGACUUUAACACUGUGCUGUCAAGUGAUCAGAAUACACUGGAAGGAACGCAGUCUCAGCAUAGCACUAGCCAAGAUGAUAUAGCUGGCAUAGAAGAGGGCAAUCAAGGGUUCCCUGCAGUCCAGCUUGCAGAUGCACAGGUGGUAUUCAAACCUCUGUUGAGUCAUACAGGUAUCCAGUCACAAGACGUUGUCCCCCUCAGCUACAGGAUGUACUUUGGAGAACAUUUGUCCUUCUCUGGCACUUUGGACUGUCUAAGAGCAGACAUAGUUGAUUCUGACACGUCCAAAGAAAGGAGGAGCAAAAGAGCCAAAAGGCAAGGAGCUAUCAAUCUGCCCCCCCUUGAAUUUAAGCCAGCUCUGAUGCUAGAAACAUUCAGCAUCAAUGCAGUGAUAAUGGAGAAGUCUAUGUGCACACCACAGAACUCCACCAGUGCCCUGUCCUUUCAUGAUCUCAGCAAGAGAUACUACAAUACAUUCCACUGCAAUUUUACCGUUUCUUGCCAGUCCAUCAGUCAGCAUGUAGACAUGGCCUUGGUUCGGCUCAUACAUCAGUUCAGUACAAUGAUUGAUGACAUUAAAGCAACGCAGACCGAUAUCAAGCUCAGCAGAUACACAGCUGGUUCAGCAUCUCCAACACCUACGUUCAAGACAAGAAAACACAGGGAUUUCCGUUCUUCUGACUUCAGCCGCAGCUCCCGAGGAAGUUUAAAUGGUGGCAAUAGAGUAAAUAAUAUGAAGAGCAAACGAGCCAACAAUGAAACCAACAAAAAGGAGUCUCGAAACAAGAACUCCCUGGGCAGGUCAGAGAGAAGAACCUCCAAGGUUUCUCGGAAGGGCUCUAAAGAUGCUGUAGAUCACAUGACUAUCCAUAUGGAUGACUCCGAUUCCAUUACUGUAUCUGAGCAAAGUGAGCCAUCUGCAGAGUGCUGGCAAAACAUGUACAAACUGCUUAACUUCUACUCUCUUAUCUCUGACCCCACUGGCUUUUUGGAAAAAUCCUCAGAACCACUUGGUCCAGCAGGGCGCAGUCCGUCAGAGCCCACCUGCAGGGUGGUAUUUGAGAAUGAACAGGAUAAUAACAGCUUGAACAGAAGUCAGAGAAAGCGCAGCCUUGUUACAGCUGAGCCUCAGCAUGUCACCUUGAUAGUUUUUGGCAUUGGUAUGGUGAAUCGCACCCAUCUAGAAGCCGACAUCGGAGGUCUGACCAUGGAAUCUGAGCUCAAGCGGAUUCAUGGGAGUUUUACUCUGAAAGAAAAAAUGAAAGAUGUCCUGCAUCAGAAAAUGACUGAAACAUGUGCCACAGCUCAUAUUGGGGGUGUAAAUAUUGUUCUUCUUGAGGGCAUUACACCAAAUAUUCAACUGGAGGAUUUCCCUACAUCUCCAACAAGCACAGCCAAACAAGAGUUUCUGACGGUGGUAAAGUGCAGCAUUGCAAAAUCCCAGGCUCUUUAUAGUGCCCAAAGAGGCCUGAGGACAAGCAACGCUGCUGUUUUCAAAGUUGGAGCCAUCAGCAUAAACAUUCCACAGCACCCAGCUACACUGCACAGCAUGAUGGUGCGCAGCUCCCACCAACUCUCCAAGCAGAUCUCAGACCUCAUCCGGCAGCCAUCCACUGUGGUGCCCCCUCCUAAAGAGGAUGUUGCAACUCCUUUACUUUCUGAAAAGACCCCCACAAGUGUAAACCAAACUCCAAUUGAAACCAAUGUAUUUCCCCAACUCCCAGAGGGACUGGAGAAGAAGCCUAUUGUCCUUAAGUUCAGUGCAAUGCUGGAUGGCAUUGCUAUAGGAGCUGCACUUCUGCCAUCACUUAAAGCAGAAUAUAAAAUGGGAAGAAUGAGAAGUCAUGGAAUGACAGGUGCCCAAACAAGGUUUACAUUUGAGCUACCAAAUCACAGAUUACGAUUCACCUCAAAGGUUUCCUCUACAGACAUGUCAACUAUUCCCCCCUCAGCCAGUCUCAAUCUUCCUCCAGUCACCAUGCAUGGGAAAUACAUAAUGGAAGAACAUGAUACUUAUUCUGAUCAGGCCUGGAGUAUGGAUGACCUUCCUGCCAAGCAGGGAUACUAUCUACAAGGAAACUAUUUACGUUGCAUGGCUGAGGUCGGAUCAUUUGAACACAAUCUCACCACUGAUCUUCUGAACCACCUGGUUUUUGUACAGAAAGUAUUCAUGAAAGAGGUCAAUGAAGUUAUACAGAAAGUUUCAGGUGGAGAGCAGCCAAUUCCCCUCUGGAAUGAACAUGAUGGUACAACAGAUGGAGAAAAACCCAAAAUCCUCCUCUAUUCCCUAAACCUGCGUUUUAAGGGUAUCCAAGUGACAGCUACAACUCCAUCCAUGAGAGCAGUCAGGUUUGAGACUGGCCUUAUUGAGCUUGAGUUGUCAAAUCGGAUUCAGACAAAAGCCAUGCCUGGAAGCAGUAGUUAUCUGAAGCUUUUUGGAAAAUGUCAGGUUGACUUGAACUUGGCACUUGGACAAAUUGUAAAACAUCAGGUUUAUGAAGAGGCUGGAUCAGAUUUUCAUCAGGUUGCUUAUUUUAAAACCCGCAUUGGCUUGCGUAAUGCGUUCCAGGAGGAGAUUGGUGGCUCAACGGGGAGAGAGGCCGUGCUUAUUACUCUGAGUAGGCCCAUUGUCUAUGCGCAGCCUGUAGCCUUUGACAGAGCGGUGCUAUUUUGGCUGAAUUACAAGGCUGCAUAUGAUAACUGGAAUGAGCAGCGACUGGCACUAAACAAGGAUAUUCAUAUGGCAACAAAGGAAGUGGUGGACAUGCUGCCCGGAAUUCAGCAGACAUCUGCCCAGGCUCUGGGAACCCUCUUCCUCCAGCUCACUGUCAACGACCUGGGUAUAUGUUUACCCAUCACUAAUGCACCACAGCCAGCAAAUCACACAGCAGAUUUUGAUAUGGGCUCUGCAUUGGUACUGACCAUUGAGAGUACACUGAUCACCGCCUGCUCUUCUGAGUCUUUGGUGAGCAAAGGACACUUUAAGAACUUCUGCAUUCGCUUUGCUGAUGGCUUUGAAACCACGUGGGAUGACUGGAAGCCAGAAGUCAGAACAGAUUUGGUUAUGAAUGCCUGUGUGGUGCCAGAUGGAACUUAUGAAGUCUGCUCUAGGACUACAGGACAGGCUUCUGCAGAAAGCAGCAGUGCAGGCACAUGGACCCUGAAUGUAUUAUGGAAGAUGUGUGGUAUUGAUGUGCACAUGGACCCAAACAUUGGGAAAAGGCUCAAUGCUCUUGGGAAUACUCUUACCACGCUGACUGGGGAAGAAGACAUUGAUGACAUUGCUGAUCUGAAUUCUGUGAACAUGGCUGACCUCUCAGAUGAAGAUGAAGUUGACAGCAUGUCUCCCACAGUCCAUACAAAUUCAGAAGCAGUUUGUGUAAAUGGAGAAAGCCUCAAACUUACUCUUGGUCAGCGACUUGUAAAUCACCUUCUUGGCCUGAAACCAGAACGGCACCGUUACUCAGUCCCUACAGAUUAUCUCUCUGGUUUAGAAAGGUCUGACUCCGGUUCUGUCCGUUCACAUACAGCUGCAAGCAGGUCUCGCUCAUGGGCAAAUGAGACCGUUGACCACAGGCGACCAGGGCAGCUUGGCAGUCAGAAUGUGGAUCCAAGAGGACGGAAAUUUGUGAAACGUUUAGUUGAUAUACGAGAGCUAAAUGAACAAGCCAAAGUUAUUGAUGAUCUCAAGAAACUUGGAGCUAGCGAAGGAACUAUAAACCAGGAAAUUCAGCGGUAUCAGCACCUCGAGUCUGUGGCAGUUAAUGACAUUCGCAGGGAUGUCCGUAAGAAGCUGCGUAGAUCCAGCAUGAGGGCUGCUUCCUUGAAAGAUAAGUGGGGUCUUGGGUACAAACCGAGCUACAGUCGUUCCAAGAGCAUUACCGCAUCUGGAAGACCACCUUUUAAACGAACAGAAAGAGCUAGCUCAAGGUUAGAUGGUGAAGAACUCCCUGAAAUACGUAUUGAAGCUGCUUCUCCUGCUGGUCCCAGGGUGACUUUCAACAUUCAGGACAGUUUGAAUAAUACAGUUUUAGGAUUAAAUCGCCAAUCUCGCUAUUCUUGGGAGGAAGGGUAUUUCAAGUUUCCAGAGGAGGUAGAUGGGGAUGUGUUGUCAGUUACCAUUGAUGGUCCAUCUCAUUACUCAUCCAUUAGUGAUGGUUCACAUUCCGUGUUCAGUUCCCCCAACACACCAAUAGUGUUUUCACCAGCCAUUCCUUUCCAGACUGAAGAAAAGAGAGAAGACAGUUCUUCCUCAUCGUCAGAGGAGUCCGAUAAAGAGGAACAGCAUGACAUAGAAAAGAUGUAUAUUUACAGGAAACCUCCACCGAACACUCGAAAGAAAUCCUCUGGUUUUGCUGCAGUCCAUCAACUUUUCACAGAGCGCUGGCCUGCUGCAGCUUCCAGUCGAAACGUGUCCAGCACUACGACUGAAAGAAAUAUAGACUUUGAGCUGGAUAUAAGAGUGGAAAUAGACUCAGGAAAAUGUGUUUUAUACCCUACAACUCUCCAGCAGGAACAUGAUGACAUAAGCUUAAGAAGGAGCUAUGACAGAAGUUCUCGAAGUCUUGAUCAAGACUCACCAUCUAAAAAGAAAAAAUUUCAAAAUAAUUACGCAUCUACAACUCACUUACUGGCAGGAAAGAAAGUGCCAUCAUCACUACCAACUAAAUCAAGUGACUCUGAAACCACAGUCUUUUAUAUUCCUGGGGUUGAUGUGAAGUUGCAUUACAACUCAAAAACACUAAAGACUGAAUCACCAAAUGCUUCGAGAGGAUCAUCUUUGCCAAGAACUCUUUCAAAAGAAUCCAAGCUGUAUGGUAUGAAAGAUACUGCAACAUCUCCUUUAUCUAGUACUGUCCACAACAAGACUAACACCUUGUUACCACCCCCACCCCCACCUAUCCCCUCAGCCAAAGGAAAGGGAAGUGGUGGAGUGAAAACUGCAAAGUUGUAUGCUUGGGUGUCCCUGCAGUCUCUGCCUGAAGAAAUGGUCAUCAGUCCAAACCUGCUGGAUUUUCUAGAGAAAGCCCUGGAAACUAUACCCAUCACUCCAAUUGAAAGAAACUAUUCAGUGAACACGCAAGAUGAAGAUAUUGGACAAUUUGAAAUUCAGGAUCCACUAGAAGAAUCCACUACCUCAUUAGUGUCCUCUUCCACAUCUGCCUACUCUUCUUUCCCUGUUGAUGUGGUUGUGUAUGUUAGAGUUCAGCCUUCCCAGAUCAAGUUUAGCUGCCUGCCAGUUUCACGCGUUGAAUGCAUGCUGAAGCUGCCAUCCCUAGACCUGGUCUUCUCCUCCAACCGAAGUGAGCUAGAGACACUGGGAGCAACACACCCCUCAGAUAUCAGCGUUGGUAAUCUUUCCAUGCCAAGUGGAUUAAAGGGAAACCUGAGCAAAUCAAGCAUGUCAGGGUCUUCACCUGGGCUAGGCAGCCCUCUUGGAAGAACUCGACACAGCAGUAGCCAAUCAGAUCUGACCAGCUCAAGCAGCAACUCAUCAGGCCUGAGCUUUACAGCAUGCAUGUCUGAUUUCUCUCUAUAUGUAUUUCAUCCUUAUGGAGCUGGGAAGCAGAAAUCUACAGUCUCUGGGCUGGCUCCAGGUUCCAGUGGCUUAGGUCAUGUGGAUGAAGAGCUUACUUCUGUGACAGGCCGAAAGGACUCCCUCAGCAUUAACCUGGAGUUUGUCAAAGUCAGUUUGUCCAGAAUGAGACGCUCUGGAGGAGCUUCUUUCUUUGAAAGUGUGUCUGCGAACAAGACAUCAAGUAAAAUGGACACCACUUUAAUAAAUAUCUCAGCUGUCUGUGACAUAGGCUCUGCUUCCUUCAAGUAUGACAUGCGUCGCCUUAGUGAAAUUUUGGCAUUUCCGAGGGCUUGGUAUAGAAGGAGUAUUGCUAGACGUCUUUUUCUUGGUGAUCAAACCAUCAAUUUACCAGCCUCUGGGUCUGGUACUCCGGAUUCUGUAGAUGGAGUGAACCAGCAUCUUUCUCCUGAAUCUUCUCGAAAAGCUUAUUGCCGGACAUGGGAUCAGCCCAGUCAGUCAGCCUCAUUCAGUCACAUGGCACAGUCACCCAAUGUUUUCAAUGAACACACUCCAAGCAAAAGCAUGUCUCCUGUGGCAGUCGUACACUCCUUAAAAUCUCCUGCUGUGGCCAGAUCUAGAAGUGUCUCUGACUCCUCUGUGCCACGCAGAGAUUCAGUCACAAAGUCGUUAACACCCGCAUUCAGUAAAGCCAAUAAACCAUCAAGCCAGCAGGGGUCCCCUUGGGAAACACUGGUUGUGUUUGCAAUAAAUCUGAAACAGCUGAAUGUUCAAAUGAAUAUGAGCAAUGUUAUGGGAAAUACCACAUGGACCACAAGUGGACUGAAAAGCCAAGGCCGCUUGUCUGUGGGGAGUAACAGAGACCGGGAGAUCAGCAUGUCUGUGGGGCUGGGAAGGUCCCAGCUGGACUCUAGAGGUGGAGUUGUUGGAGGAACAAUAGAUGUUAACACAUUGGAAAUGGUUGCUCAUAUUUCAGAGCAUCCCAACCAGCAACCCAGUCAUAAGAUCCAGAUAACAAUGGGCUCUACUGAAGCACGUGUUGAUUACAUGGGGUCCAGUAUCCUUAUGGGAAUCUUUAGCAAUGCUGACCUUAAGUUACAGGAUGAGUGGAAUGUCAAUUUGUAUACCCCACUGGACACCAGCAUUUCUGACAAAAGUGUUAUAUUUAUCCAUGGAGAUCUGCAGUGGGACAUAUUUCAAGUUAUGAUAUCCCGGUCAACUACUCCAGACCUCAUUAAAAUAGGAAUGAAGCUGCAAGAAUUCUUCACUCAACAGUUUGACACAAGCAAGCGUGCAUUAUCCACUUGGGGGCCUGUUCCGUACCUCCCACCUAAGACAGUGGUGACCAAUGUGGAGAAGAACUCACGGGAGCAACUGCUGGAUGCAGCUCACCACCGUCACUGGCCUGGCGUACUCAAGAUAAUAUCCGGCUGCCACAUAUCCUUGUUUCAGAUCCCGUUGCCAGAAGACACUGUUCAGUUAGGAGGCUCCAUGAGCCUUCAUGGUAACCACAUGACAUUAGCCUGUUUCCAUGGGCCCAAUUUCCGGUCAAAGUCAUGGGCAUUGUUCCAUUUGGAAGAGCCAAAUAUUGCAUUUUGGACUGAGGCACAAAAAAUAUGGGAAGAAGGGUCAAGUGAGCACUCUACAUACAUUGUACAAACUCUGGAUUUUCACCUUGGUCACAACACAAUGGUCACCAAGCCAUGUGGAGCUCUAGAAAGUCCUAUGGCAACUAUCACCAAAAUCACGCGAAGGCGUCAUGAAAAUCCGCCACAUGGUGUAGCCAGUGUGAAGGAAUGGUUCAAUUAUGUCACUGCUAUGAGAAAUGAAGAGCUGAACUUGCUUCGAAAUGUUGAUGCAAAUAACCCAGAAAGCAGCACAGCAGUAAAAAAUGCAAGUGUAUUGAGUGGUUUUCGCGGAGCAUCCAGUUACAAUCAUGAAACAGAAACCAUCUUUGCUUUGCCCAGAAUGCAACUUGAUUUUAAAUCUAUACAUGUACAAGAGCCACAAGAACCCGCACUGCAAGAUGUUGACAGCAAACCAAAGGUGGAGUGCAGCGUGGUGACUGAGUUUACAGAUCACAUCUGUGUCACAAUGGAUGCCGAGCUCAUUAUAUUUUUGCAUGAUUUGGUGUCUGCCUAUCUGAAGGAGAAAGAGAAAGGUGUCCUUCCACCCAGAGUUUUCACUACUCGCUCAGGGCAGAAGAGUCCUGUGAUACAAAUUGAUGACCGCUCUUCUGAAAAAGAAAAAGAGGAGAGCACUAAUUACACUUAUGUGGACUGGAGGGAAUUCAUGUGCAAUACAUGGCAUCUAGAGCCUACCCUCAGGCUGAUAUCUUGGACAGGAAGGAAAAUUGAUCCAGUGGGAGUAGAUUACAUUCUUCAAAAAUUAGGUUUCCACCACGCCAGAACCACUAUUCCAAAAUGGCUUCAACGUGGCGUCAUGGAUCCGCUUGAUAAGGUCCUCUCAGUCCUCAUAAAAAAGCUGGGGUCUGCUUUACAGGAUGAGAAGGAAAAGAAAGGAAAGGACAAAGAGGAGCACUGAACAUAUUCAAGAAUGUGAACAAAAUGUCAAUGAUCAAAGCAAAUAAGUUACAAUUGUUUUUAUUAUACAGGAAGAGGUUUUAACCAAUAUGUGGAAGUGACAAAUUUGAGCUUCUUUUUAAAAACAAAAACUGCUAUGAUCUCUCAUCCCUGGGAGUUUUUUUUAGCUACGUUUCUUCCUGUGGUCACAUCCCAUGGCCUUUGUUGUGAUUUGACAUGCCUUUGCCACGUUUUUGUCACUACAUUAACAUACAGUACAGUAGUUUCCGUUACUUCUGGCUGAGGGGAGUCCUUAGCUGUUAUUUGCCUCGUUCACUGCAUACAUCUCCGAUAUAACUCAGGGAUGAGAGGGGUUAAUUAAUUCCUUUGUGAAUGUAACUGUUUACCGUGGUGCAUGCUGCCAUUCUGAAAAGGAUAAAGCAUUGCAUGCUUAUGUAUAUUUUAGACUGAAAAUAGGGAUUCAACACUGUACAAUUUCUGCAGUUUUUUGUUAUUACCUUUUUAUUAAGUGCAAUAUGUUUGGUUUUUUUCUGUUAUAACUGCAGAAUGUUAACUGUGAAUGUUUUUUUAUUUUAUUUUUUCCCGUUGGCCAUAACAAUAAAUUGUUGACAAUGUGAAGCCAGUUAUUAUUAUUUUAAUAGUUAUUCAUGUAGUGCCAGCUUUACAAAUUGGUUACAAAACAGUAAUAAAAUGAGACAGAGUAAUAAAGA